AUGUACGGCAGUGACGAGGAGGGAGGGGAGGAUUCUCCGCGAGAGAAAUCCGCGAUAACGGCUUCUCCGCCUCGGGAAAAGCACGCUUUUGGUACGGGCACUGGUGUAACCCUACCCGGCUCUGCUGGAGCUACUGCUGCGGCUUCGCGAAAUCCUCAGGAAAAUGACGAUAAUGAUAGCGACGAUGACAAUAUGGCGUACAGGAUUCUCGCCCCCCCAAGUUCUGCCGCUCCGCCAGUGAGCGACGCUUUACUCGCUGCUGUACAGCGCGAUAUCAUGACAGCUCCCAUCGACCCGUCGAAACGGAAUUUACAGUUUAAUCCGACUUACGAUCAACUGUGGACUCCUGUAGUGGGACCCGCGCAUCCUCAUAACGCGGACGGCCGCGCGUUAGGGUUGCGAAACCACCGGCUGGGAUCCGUCCAAGACGCAGCGGUGGACUCUUUUGUCUUCGAUGAACAGUACCACACGUUCCAGGCGUACGGCUACAGUGUUGACCCUGCAAGUGUAAACGGGACCGAGGUCGUGGGUGAUAAAGAGGCGGUUGACAAUAAGGGGGGCAAAAAAGAGGAGCCGAAGGCGGAGCUGACCGAGGAGCAAAAAAAAUACGCGGAGGAGCACGCUCUGAAAAAAGCCAAGAAGGAGAGGGGAGAUAAGGAGGAGGUGGAGGAGAAGAGUACUUUCCAUGGCAAGCAGGAGAAGGACUAUCAGGGCCGCUCGUGGAUUGCACCGCCUAAAGACGUCCUUAAUCCCGUGCCGCCCACGCACUGCUAUAUUCCGAAGCGGUGGAUUCACACGUGGAGCGGGCAUACUAAGGGUGUCAGUGCCAUCCGGUUCUUCCCCAAGUACGGCCAUCUGCUGCUGUCUGCUUCAAUGGAUACCAAGAUCAAGAUCUGGGACGUGCCCAACACUCAGAAGUGCAUGCGCACAUACAUGGGUCACUCCAAGGCUGUUCGGGACAUUUGUUUCGCUAACGACGGGUUGAAAUUCGUGUCGUGCGGUUACGACCGUAACAUCAAGCUGUGGGACACCGAGACCGGGCAGGUCACGGGGACGUUUUCCACGGGUAAAAUACCCUACGUGGUGAAAUUACACCCGGACGACGACAAGCAGAACAUUCUGCUGGCGGGGAUGAGCGACAAGAAGAUCAUGCAGUGGGACACGCGCGACGACAAGUCCCUCCGCGUGUGGGAGUUCGGCAUCCCCGUGGUGGUCAAGUAUAUCAGUGAGCCGCACAUGCACUCCAUGCCGGCCAUUGCAGUGCAUCCCAACAAGGCGUGGGUGGCAGCUCAAUCCCUGGACAACCAGAUCAUUGUGUAUGGUGCCAAGGACCGAUUCAGGCUCAACAGGAAGAAGAGAUUCGCCGGCCACAUCAUUGCGGGAUACGCCUGCCAGGUCAACUUCUCUCCCGAUGGGCGCUUUAUAAUGUCGGGGGAUGGCGAGGGCAAGCUGUGGUUUUGGGACUGGAAGACAUGCAAGGUGUUCCGCACAGUCAAGUGCCACGACUCGGUGUGCAUUGGGUGUGAGUGGCACCCUCUCGAGACCAGCAAGGUGGCCACCUGUGGCUGGGACGGGCUCAUCAAAUACUGGGAUUAA
Messenger RNA from Closterium sp. Yama58-4, 1596 nucleotides. Lineage: Eukaryota; Viridiplantae; Streptophyta; Zygnematophyceae; Desmidiales; Closteriaceae. The record is from the annotation of a GenBank genome assembly.